Molecule: messenger RNA, 799 nt
Organism: Mercurialis annua (annual mercury)
Lineage: Eukaryota; Viridiplantae; Streptophyta; Magnoliopsida; Malpighiales; Euphorbiaceae
Product: casparian strip membrane protein 3-like
Exons: 3
Coding region: 50-679 (209 amino acids)
Source: RefSeq, a predicted model, not a curated record
UCCAAUUUCAUAUCAACACCUCAAUUGAUCUCUCUCAACUACCGCACUAAUGGAUUCGGAGAAAAAAGAUACAGCAACAAUUACUAUUGAAGAGCCCAAGAGUGAAACUAAAGGGAAGGGUAUUGCUGCCCCUAUUCUACUCACUGCUAAAACUGCCCUAAAGAAGCCUAAAGGAGGGUGGAAAAAGGGUGUAGCCAUUUUUGACUUUGUUGUCAGGCUAUGUGCCAUAGCCACUGGUUUAGCUGCCACCGCCAUUAUGGGGACUACUGAGCAAACUCUUCCUUUUUUCACUCAAUUCUUUCAGUUCCACGCUGAAUAUAACGAUCUCCCUACUUUCAUGUUUUUUGUUUUUGCAAAUGGCAUAGCAAGCGGCUACCUUAUACUCUCUUUACCUUUCUCAAUAGUCUGCAUUGUCCGCCCUCUCGCAACAGUAGCCAGGCUUCUCCUCAUCAUCUUUGACACAGUGGUGAUGGCUCUGACAGUUUCGGCUGCUUCUUCUGCGGCUGCCAUAGUGUACUUAGCACACAAUGGAAACGCAGAGUCCAACUGGAAUGCAAUAUGUCAACAGUUUACCGACUUCUGCCAGCAGACAAGCACCGCCGUGGUGGCUUCUUUCCUAACCGCAGCUAUGUUGGCGUUGCUCAUUCUGCUGUCUGCAUUUGCUCUCAAAAGGAACUGAUUUUGUUUUUUGUUUUUACUGUGUUGUUAAGUAAUAGAAAUUACUAAAAGAAACAAAAAACUGUGUGCCUUGUAAGUGUUUUCCGUUGCAUUUAUAUGAAAUUGGUUUAAGUUGGUGUAA